CUUUUAUCAUGUGCCUAUCCCCAUCUUUGUGUGAUAGUCAGUGAUACUGUCAUGCCUAGUAGACAGAAACUUUCAAUAGCUUCUUUUGUAAUACUCUUUGUGUCACUGGGAGCUGCUGCUACAUCACUUGGUCUCAUUCAGGGCACAAACUGUCCUCAAUGGUCGUGUGAUGAUGAAUAUGAAAACAUUUCCAUUUGGCAACUAAGUAUAGCAAGUUCUAUCAUUGCUACAAUAUGUCUUGGUCUGUUAACUGUCAUUGAGCUAAUCAGUGUUUUAUAUCAGACAAAUGUUAAAACGUUGUGUGCUAAGAUCCUUUAUAGUGGAUUAUUUUCUGUUUCUAUUUUCUUCCUAAUCAUUGCCACAGCAUCAGCUUCAUACAAUGUUGGUUAUUAUGGCUAUGGCUAUAACUAUGAUUAUGGUGUGGAACUCAUAGCAGCUGCUGUAUGUGCUAGUGUUGGAGCUUUGCUAACUAUUAUAGCUUUUUGUAUCUUUAAUGUGAAGCAGACGAAGUCAAGCGAUGAAUAUCAAAAUAUUAUUCAAAGGACUGAACACUAACUAUAACUGAUAGUCAUUGAGUGCAUGCUAUCAUUACUUAGUAGUUGUAUGGUAGCACAAAAGAAUAAAUUAACUCUCUAGAGAGCACACUGGUAUCAA
Messenger RNA from Amphimedon queenslandica, 654 nucleotides. RefSeq lists its product as uncharacterized. The record is from RefSeq and is a predicted model, not a curated record. The coding region runs from base 52 to 555 and encodes 167 amino acids. Lineage: Eukaryota; Metazoa; Porifera; Demospongiae; Haplosclerida; Niphatidae. The transcript has 3 exons.